Molecule: messenger RNA, 1994 nt
Organism: Oreochromis aureus
Lineage: Eukaryota; Metazoa; Chordata; Actinopteri; Cichliformes; Cichlidae
Gene: tspan4a
Product: tetraspanin 4a
Exons: 8
Coding region: 767-1510 (247 amino acids)
Cellular component (GO): membrane
Source: RefSeq, a predicted model, not a curated record
CCGCUCAAACACUGCAGUCUUUCUUUUGCUUCUCUGAGGAAGCUGUCUUUCUCUUCUCGCUGCCUGUCUCUCCUUCUUGCUGCUUCUUCUCUCGCUGCUUGGCCAUGACCCUGGUGGACACCUUGAUCUCCUUGCCCACCUAGAGAAGAGGAGAGAAAACGCUGUAGCGGAGGAGGGAGACGAGAGGAGGGGACAACCGCACACUUUGCUUCUCUGAUGAGAGUCUGGAAAUUAAUUAACCACCAUCAGCACAGGGGGGGAGAGCAGAGAGGGGCUCAGGAAUAGAAUAAGAGGGAGUUGAAGAGAGUGAUUUGUUAGAUGAGAGUGGAGAGACGCAGAACAACCCCUAGACACUUUUCAGAGACAAAAGGUUCAAGUUAGGGCAGGAACUAAAGAAGCAAGGAGGAAAUUGGGCAAGGCAGGAAUUCCACAGGGAUACAAAUUGAAGAAGCCAAAGAAUGGUCUGCUCAUCAGCGUCAUUCAUCCUUUCAUGCCUUUUUCCAUUCUUCCUCUCACAUCCAUAACACCAUUCUUCCCGCUCGCCUCCUUUUUUUAUCUUAGUUCUUUUUUUUUUUCCUCCGUGCAUGUCAGCAAAAGCACAUCGCCAGUCACAGCCACAUGCCGAACACUCAGACGCAACUAAGACCAGAGAGUAGUGUUUCAUUCUCAGCGGACGUGCGCUCUGUCUCUGAGUAAAAGAAGUUGAUUAACCAAAGCAGGGGUGCUGUUAUUUGCCAGCCAGGAAGCACCUGCUCAGGAAUUUCUCAUGAGACCAGAACUGCGGCGCUGCAGGAUGGCUGAGGGUUGCAUGAUGGCCCUGCGAUAUGGAAUGGUCUUCUUCAAUCUCCUCUUCUGGUUGGGAGGAUGUGGCAUCCUGGGCGUCGGGGUCUGGCUCUCAGUGACCCAAGGGAACUUCGCCACCCUGUCAUCAUCCCUUCCCUCCCUGUCUGCAGCCAACCUGCUCAUCGCAGUGGGGACGAUCAUCAUGGUGAUUGGCUGCCUCGGCUGUGUGGGAGCUGUCAAAGAGAGCCGUCCUCUUCUGCUGACAUUCUUUAUCCUGCUCCUGCUCAUCUUCUUCCUGGAAAUUCUGUCUAUCAUGCUUUUCUUCAUCUACCAGGAUGAGAUUGAUCACUACGCCCAAAGAGAUCUGAAGAAGGGCCUGCAGCUCUUUGGCACAGAGGGCAACGUGGGUUUGACCAACGCCUGGAUGAUAGUACAAACUGAUUUUCGUUGCUGUGGAGUGACCAACCACACAGACUGGUUUGAGGUUUACAAUGCCAGCCGCGUGCCAGACUCCUGCUGCCUGGAGUACAGCGACAACUGUGGCCUGGACAACCCGGGAACAUGGUGGACAGCGCCGUGCUACGAGCGGGUAAAGGACUGGCUUAAUGAGAACCUGGUGGCACUUUGGAUCUUUGCACUAUGCACAGCACUUACUCAGAUCCUGGGUCUGGUCUUCUCCAUGACAAUGUUCUGUCAGGCAGUGAAAGUGGAGACCUUCUACGCCUAGCGAUCGACCCUUCCCUUCCACCCUUUGGCGCACUUGGAUUGUUACUCAUCAGAGAGGAACGGACAUAGACCCACCCUUUUCUCCUCGUUCCUCUCUCCCUGCCUCUCCACCUGCUCCCCCUUCCCCCUCUUCUUUCCAGCGGUUGUCCUCUCUGUGACAUUCGCUCUCGGAUGUCACCGGUCAGUUUUCUUGCUAACUAUCAACAAGCACAGUGUCAGUGUAAUACCUGAGUUCCUAUGGUUUGCUCUGUGUUGAAAGCUAAUUUCUGUGAUACAUUUUAUGAAACAGUAUUACGAACAUGUAUAAAAAAGAAAACAAAACAAAAUCCAGUGUAACCCUUUUUUUAAUCUGUGUUUCGGUUUUAAAUUAUUUUAUGGUUUGUAUGUGUUUUCAAAACGAGAGCUACAGUUGAGCAGUGUGCACUGUGUAAAGUGCUUUAAGUGCAUGUCUCCUGCAAUGAUGUGUAUUAAAUGUUUUGGCUCAA